AAGGGCUUAGUAUUAGCCGUGUGUAAUCCACAAACUAAACACCGAUAACAAUCCACAUAAGAUCUCUGAUUCGCUAUACGACCGCCACGUGUCCGCUGCAUUCACCGGUUACCCAGUCACCCACAAUUUCGUCUUUCUUUAAUCUUAUAUAUACAAAACAGAGGAAGCCAUCGCGAGAGGAAAAUAAAAACAAAUACGCCAACUUCGAAAUUGUCAAAUUUAAUUUGAAAACAAGUGAACGGAUUUUGGUAGAAAAAUCAAACAAAAAAGGCGGUGAUUAAAGAGUACAAAGUUCCAAAGGAUCGAUCUGGUUGUAACUUAUAGUUGCUGUAAAAGUGAACGCGAAAUUUGAUUGUGAAGAAAGAGAUGGUAGCAGAAGCAGAGGUUGUAUUUCAACAGAGUUUGCCGGUGGUUCUGGAUAUUGAUGGAGUUUCUUCCGCCGUCAAAUCUCCAGUUUCUUCUCCGAAAUUGGGUAUUCGUCGAUCGUCGGCGUCGGUUUCUGGCGCUUUGUUGCCUUCUCCGGUGGGUCUAAAGCAGGAGGAUGAUUGCGAUUCUAGUGUCUCGGUUUAUGUUCCAACCAUCCGGUCUGGAAGCUACGCUGAUAUAGGACCAAAGAGAUUCAUGGAAGACGAACACAUUUGCGUAGAUGAUCUAUCCUCCCAAGUUGGGUGUCUUUUUGAAUUGCCAAAGCCAAGUGCUUUCUAUGCGGUUUUUGAUGGUCAUGGAGGAUCAGAAGCAGCAACGUAUGUGCGGCAAAAUGCCAUUAGGCUUUUCUUUGAAGAUGAUAAGUUCCCACAGACAACGGAAGUGAAUAGUGUUUAUGUUGAAGAAGUUAAGAGUUCGUUGAGAAAUGCGUUUCUCCAAGCUGAUCUUGCUUUGGCAGAGGAUUGCAGCAUUAGCUCUUCUUCUGGCACCACUGCUCUUGCUGCUCUUAUUUCCGGAAGACUCUUAAUGGUUGCAAAUGCUGGAGACUGCAGAGCGGUACUUUGCAGAAAAGGCAAAGCGAUAGAGAUGUCUCAUGACCAUAGACCGAUCAAUCUACCGGAGAGAAUAAGAGUAGAAGAGUCUGGCGGUAUCAUUGAGGACGGUUACCUAAACGGAGAGUUGUCUGUAACCAGGGCUCUCGGCGACUGGGACAUGAAACGACCACACGGCUCUAAGUCUCCACUGAUUUCAGAACCUGAAAUCAAGCAGAUAACUCUAACCGAGGACGACGAGUUUCUUGUAAUCGGGUGCGAUGGGAUUUGGGAUGUCUUGACAAGCCAAGAAGCGGUUAGCAUCGUGAAGCGCGGCUUAAACCGACACGAUGAUCCGACGAGAAGUGCAAGAGAGCUUGUGAUGGAGGCACUGAGGCUGAACACGUUUGAUAACUUAACGGCGGUUGUGGUAUGUUUUGUGACGGUGGACAAAGAGGAGGAGACAGUGGUCCCGUUGGAGAAGAAACGGUGUUGUAGCCUUACGCCGGAGGCUUUCCGUAGCUUGAGGAAUCUGUUGGAUAGCUGAAGCUAUUGUUUGUAUGUGCUUGGUGAAACCCCUUGGCCCUUGAUGAUGACGAAUAAUCUCUUCUCUCUCACGCUGCUUUUGAAUGUAAGCAGCUGAUAAGAAAGACACUGUUGAGAUAACUCUUGUGUAUAUGUAUUGUAUAUGUUGUGUGCUUUGGUCUAUAUAUGUGGGAUUACAAUUUUGUGUAAAAGCUGUUGAUUGUUUUGUGUGUAUAGUGAGAAAAAUCAAAAAUGAAAGAAAAACCGUCCCUGUAAUUCUUGAUCUCAUAUUUGUUGUUUUUUUAAUCA
This is a messenger RNA of Eutrema salsugineum, 1790 nucleotides long. Its product is annotated as probable protein phosphatase 2C 49. The record is from RefSeq and is a predicted model, not a curated record. The transcript has 4 exons. Lineage: Eukaryota; Viridiplantae; Streptophyta; Magnoliopsida; Brassicales; Brassicaceae. Bases 367 to 1503 code for a protein of 378 amino acids. Gene Ontology annotation, biological process: protein dephosphorylation. Gene Ontology annotation, molecular function: protein serine/threonine phosphatase activity; cation binding.